AUGCCAUCUCGCUGUGUUUUCGAGCUUCCGGCUUCUUCAGGACUCAAACGUCUCGCCUCAUCACUGGCAUUUGUGUUUGACAUUGACGGGGUUCUGGUUCGUGGCAAGCGUGCAUUGCCAGCCGCAAAACGUGCUUUGGCGAUCCUUGAUGGGAACAAUAGAUUCGGCAUAAAGAUACCAUAUAUCUUGUUGACCAAUGGUGGUGGCGUGAGCGAAGUAACACGAUGCAACGAACUGAGUGAACAACUUGGGGUUCAGAUCAAGCCCGAACAGUACAUUCAAGCACAUACUGUCGUGCGCUCCAUUGUACACAAAUACGCGGACACCCCGGUACUAGUGCUCGGUGGCAGAGGUGACACCCUCCGUCAAGUUGCAGAAGGCUAUGGCUUCAGGCAGGUUUACAACACCCUGGAUGUGCUGGCGUGGAACCCGUCCGUAUGGCCGUUUCACGAUCUGACGAUGGAAGAGCGGACAUCAGCUAAGGCCGCAGAUUUUUCCAAAAUUCCCAUCGGCGCCAUUUUCGUGUUUCACGAUCCUCGAAAUUGGGCUCUAGAUAUUCAAGUAAUGUGUGACGUGCUAAGAUCAGGCGGUGUUAUUGGGGCACCACCGUAUGUGUCAGAAUGCUCGCGAAGGCCUGUCGACCUGGUGUUCUGCAACCCAGACCUGGUAUGGAAAUCAGAAUUUGACCGACCACGCCUCGGUCAGGGUGCCUUCAAGGAAGCAUUCCAGGCUGUAUUCAAGGCUUUAACGGGAACAACAUACUCAUAUGUCCAGUUGGGAAAGCCUACCGAGCAAACGUAUAGGUUUUCGGAGACCGUUUUAGGGCGUUAUGCUGGAGGUAAUUCCUCACUGCAAAUAUAUAUGGUUGGAGACAACCCGGAAUCUGACAUCGCGGGCGCAAAUGCUGCAGGGUGGAAGUCUAUCCUAGUAAACACUGGCGUAUACGACCCGCAACAAGGUCCACCCAAGCACAAGCCGACUCAUGAAGCUGAAAACGUAGAGAAGGCAGUCCUGUGGGCUUUAGAACAAGUGUUACAGCUAUAGAGAGGCGAGGACAUUCGUUGCCGAGAAGUUGCAACAUGUAACAUUGGAAUUUGACGAUACUUGAGUACCUUGGACGUAAGGGAGUAAAGUGCCGUCGACAUGGCUAUGAGUGUUCCGUCCCUCCGUUGAACGUAUGUGACUUAGGGCCGUGUGUCGAUCAGCGCGUUCAAACGGCUAACGGCCUCAACUGGCACUCAACACGCGGGGGGGGGGACCC
Pisolithus orientalis is the source of this 1261-nucleotide messenger RNA. RefSeq names its product HAD-like domain-containing protein. Lineage: Eukaryota; Fungi; Basidiomycota; Agaricomycetes; Boletales; Pisolithaceae. The record is from RefSeq and is a predicted model, not a curated record. Gene Ontology annotation, biological process: glycerophospholipid biosynthetic process. Gene Ontology annotation, cellular component: mitochondrion. The transcript has 11 exons. The coding region runs from base 1 to 1044 and encodes 347 amino acids.